This is a messenger RNA of Tetrahymena thermophila SB210, 936 nucleotides long. Its product is annotated as transmembrane protein, putative. Lineage: Eukaryota; Ciliophora; Oligohymenophorea; Hymenostomatida; Tetrahymenidae. The record is from RefSeq and is a predicted model, not a curated record. The transcript has a single exon.
AUGAGAUUGUGUUUUACUAUUUCAGUAAUUUUGGAGUUUAAAAAUAUUCUUUUUAAGGUUUACCUAUUAGCUCAUUAUCUUUAAUAUCAAGAUAACUUGAUUAAAAUUAUUCAUAAAUUUCCUUAGUUAAUUAUGUAUUAUUUUGAUUGCGAUAUGAAUCUGAUAUUAGGCUUUAAGAAUUCAAAGUAUUUUAAAGCCCAAAAUAGCCAUUUGUUUAUGAUCCACUUAAAUUUUUUUCAUGAUAAUUUUAUGUAUUUUAUUAGUCCUGAUCACUCAAAAUAAGUUAUUAUUAUUAGCACAUUAAAUUAUUUUAUUAUUAAUUAAAAACAGUUGAUUUGUUUUCAAAGGGAAUGCCUUCAUUUUUAAAAGAUUAGUAGUCAAAAAUAUAUGUUUUUUGUUAUUAUUUUUAAUUAGUCAUUUAUUCUUAUUCAAACAUAUUUUAUAUGCUUUAUUCCGUACAAUAAAAUUAUUGUUCUUAGGUAUUAAUAAAGCAGCAUUUUAGUUGCUAUUCUUGAGGAGAAUGAUUAUUAAUUUUUUAAAUUUUUUAUGGAGUAUCAAAGCAAUCAUUUGUAUUUUCGGGUUGUUAUUGAUUAUUAAAUUCCAUUUCAAAUUCCUAACUUGUAUUAAUAAUAAUAGGGAAAUCAUUUAUUAAAUUAUUUUAAUAAUUCUAAUUUAACAAAUAUUUUUCUUUUAUAUUUUUAUCAAUAAAAAACGAAGCUUCUUCAUUUUAUUAGUAUACUUGAAUAAUAUUAUUAUAGUUAUUUUCAUUAGAAUCUCCAAAUUUUGAUUAUUACUCUAAUUAAUUAACACUCUUCUCUUAUAUGUUUAUAAUAUAUUAAUUGUAAUCAGAUAAGUCUUCUUCAUUCUUUGAAUCAAAAUUUUAAGGUGCCAAGUUUUAAUUUUUAGGAUUAUUAUAUAUUGUAUCAACUUUUAUGA